Messenger RNA from Melitaea cinxia (Glanville fritillary), 3519 nucleotides. RefSeq names its product oxysterol-binding protein-related protein 1-like. The transcript is spliced from 21 exons. The coding region runs from base 86 to 3238 and encodes 1050 amino acids. Gene Ontology annotation, molecular function: sterol binding; protein binding. Gene Ontology annotation, cellular component: intracellular membrane-bounded organelle; membrane; cytosol. The record is from RefSeq and is a predicted model, not a curated record. Lineage: Eukaryota; Metazoa; Arthropoda; Insecta; Lepidoptera; Nymphalidae.
GACGGACACGAUACAAUAUCUCGUAUUAACGAUCGCUAAUGCAGUGAGAAACAUAUUGCCGUUUUGUUUACAAUACAAAAUUGAUAUGUCUAAAUCGGAAGAAAACCCUGGAUUGGAGGCUGAAGAAUCUCUCUUGUACUCAGCUAGACACGGAGAGCUGUCUGUAGUUAAAGCUCUUUUGGAAGCUAAAAAUGAAGGAAACUUAAGAUUGGAUAUAAACUGCAAAGGCAAAAGUAAAAGCAACUUAGGAUGGACCCCCCUCCACUUGGCCACAUACUUCGGUCACAAGGAUGUCGUAGAGGCUCUGUUAGACGCCGGUGUCGAUGUAGACGAAGUAAACGACACUGGAGACACGGCCUUGCACAAGGCGUCGUUUAUUGGUAACGAGGAGUUAGUAAUUCUACUCCUGAACUACAAAGCGGAUGUAAAUAUAAUGAACGGCGAAGGUCGUACCGCGGCGGACGUGUGUAAGACACAGGAUGUUCAGAGGUUACUUGAAGCGGCUAGCCUGGCUGAAAGGAGGGACAGGGAACGAAAGCUAUUGACCGCUGCAAGGGAGGGGAGAGUUGAGGAAGUACAAGAACUGUUAAGUGUUUCAAGUCCUCCGAACAUAAACUGUGUGGACGCACAAGGGAACACUUGCCUCCACUGCGCUGCUUAUCGUGGACACACUCGCGUUGCUGUAUUACUACUACAGAAUGGAGUUGAUACCACGCUUAGGAAUAAUAGCGGUCAGCUAGCAAUAGACCUAGCGAAGGAUAACGAAAUGCGUGAAGUGCUUAGUGUUCGUCCCGUUCAGCGCUUACAACGUACUGCAGCGAGGUUUGAAGGACCAUUGCUUAAACGUUCACGAUUUCUCGGCUGGAGACCGUUAUGGGCUGUUUUACAACGUGGCGUGUUACUUUACUACGGUUCCCGGGCGGAAGCUGCCCGUGAAGGUGGUCGUUGGCGAGACCGGAAGUACUUAGAUGGAGCGAAGGUGAACGCCCCGGACACUGAACCGGCACUCAUCGUCAUCGGUUUCAGUGAUGGGGAUAACCAUCGCCUCGCUGUUCAACAAGGGGAAAGUGUUUCCGCUUGUCGUCAGUCUUGGAUCACAGCUCUAAAAGAACACAUCGCGUAUUCCGGUCACUAUUUAUGGGCAGGCGCGUGUCCUGAUGCCGCUAAGGAGGCGACUGAAGAUCUCGAAGACGAGUGCAAACCGCUAGGCUCGAUGCAAGACGCACUAACAGCGGCUACAAAUAGUCUGGCAAUGCUCGACACACAGUUGCGUGAGUGCAGCGCCAUUGUUGCGGCGCUUGACCGCAGUGUCACUGUCGGUAGUUCGCUCCACCACUCCGCUUGUAUGCGUUUCCAACACGCGUGUGGGUCGGGGCAGGCGGCGCUGACGGCGCUGAGGCACUGCGCCGCGCUGGUGGCGCAGGCGCGCGACCGGGACUCGCACGCGCUGGCGCGGCAGAUAGAGAGGAACCGAGUGCUAGAGGAGGCCCUGGCCGCACUGGCGCGGACGCACCACGCGCUGGAGAUGUCGGUAGCGGAAGAACUGACUAAGAGUAAGAGGAAAAAGAGGCUUUCCCAAUCGACAAAUGAUUCGAAGGAGAAUUUCUACGACGUAUACGAAGGUAAAACUAACUUUUUAAUUUUUUUCACAGAUUCCGAUGACGACACCUUGGUCACAGCGGGUUUGUCGAGUCCUUUAGGAGCCCUUAGCCCCUGGGGCAGCAGUCCUGAUCUCACAAGGAGGACUCCGAUUGGAAGCGUCGAUGGAGACGGUGAGCGGACCCCCACAAAGGCCGACGGCGAGGAGAGAAGCCCGCGCUCGGUGUCUCCCGCGCUCAGCCCCGCCAGUUCUCUGGGCACGUUGGUCUCGCAAGGCGGACACGUGUACAGAAACGCGCGGCCCUACGCGCGCUCCGGCAAACCCAGGACCACAUUACCAGUUGCCCAAUUCAGCCGAGGUGACUUCUCGCUCUGGUCGGUCCUGAAGAACUGCGUUGGCAAGGAGCUGUCCAAGAUCACCAUGCCAGUAGUAUUCAACGAGCCGCUGUCCUUCCUGCAGCGAAUGCUGGAGUACCUCGAAUAUGCUCAUCUACUCAGGAUGGCUUCGGAACAGACCGAUCCAGUGGCUAGGAUGGAGUACAUUGCUGCGUUCGCGGUAAGUGCUCUAGCGUCGAACUGGGAGCGUCUAGGAAAGCCGUUCAACCCUCUGCUCGGCGAGACUUACGAGUUAGAGCGACCGGAGUUCAGAGCUGUGUGCGAACAGGUGUCGCACCACCCUCCAGUAUCGGCUUUCCACGCCGAUAGCCCCCACUUCGUGUUCCACGGCUCUGUACACCCUAAGCUGAAAUUUUGCGGCAAGAGCGUUGAGAUUCAACCUAAGGGACAUGUCACUGUUGAGCUGCCCAGGUGGGGUGAGGCUUAUACCUGGACCAAUGUGAACUGCUGCGUACACAACGUGAUCGUUGGCAAGCUCUGGAUCGAGCAGUACGGAGCUAUGGAGGUGACCUGCCAUGGUGGCGCAGGUCUUAAAGCGAACCUCGCGUUUAAACCAGCUGGCUUCAACAACAGGGAUUUGCACAGAGUCGAUGGAUUCAUUGUUGACCAAAGCAAAAAGCGCCUGAAAUACCUUUACGGUAAAUGGACGGAAUAUAUCAAGUGCUGCAGCGCGGCCGCAUAUGAGCAAUGGGCUCGAGAGAAGGGCGAAGACGGGCAGACUCCAUCGCACACGCCUAAGAAGGUGCUCGCUAAGCUUAACAGCUUCAAAGUGGGUGCACUUCGGUCUAUGUCUAUACAGGAUAACGAUGAAGCAGAAAAUUCAGAAGAAGUACCGAAACCUGACGAGUCCUAUAACAUUGACAUUCCAGGAUCCGUGACGCUCUGGGAAGCUCGACCGAGACCCAGCAGUAGUGCUCAGUAUUACCAAUUCACUGAAUUCGCGAUGUCGCUGAACGAAUUAGAACGAGACAUGAAGGGCCAGCUGUGUCCCACGGACAGUCGCCUGCGACCGGACAUUCGGUUGUUGGAGCAGGGUGACAUCGACGGAGCAGCGGCCGAGAAGACCAGGCUUGAAGAGAAGCAGCGAUCAGCGAGGAAGGUUCUUAAGAAGAACGUUGAUGCUUGGCAGCCGAGGUGGUUCAGUCAAGGCACCAAUCCUUACACGAAACAAGAGGACUGGCUCUACAACGGAGGCUACUGGGACCGCAAUUACCAGCAUCUCAAAGAUGUUGAUAUAUUUUAAACCUUCUAUUUCAGCCUUGUUGCUAUAUUCAGAAAACGAUUCGUUUUACUUACGAAUCGUUUUCGAUAUAUAGAACCCAGGCUUUAGUCCUACACAAUACAUAUAUGUCGUAAAGUUUUUGAUGUCUAAAACGAGGUAACGAUGAAAUAAUAAAAAGUUUGAUAAAAUGAACAUUCAAAAAUGAGCACCGCUAGCUAUGUAGUUUGAAUUGUAGUAGUUACAAAUGUAUUUCGAAGUUUUGUAAACGUAAAAAAUGGUAUAUUAAAACGUAUAUAUAAAAA